UCCCUUCAUGGUUUCCACUCCAUCCAAGGGUAGCUCUCAGUAAUGAGGGUGUCAACAACAUCUGAUGAUGUCAGACAGGACAGGGGCUUAUAAGUGAUCAAGAGAAUUAGCUCGUGUGUUGAUACUUAGGCUAUUUAUCCAGAUAUAAGUCAUUCAGCGUACACCUGUCCUGUCAACACUUUACACACACACACGGUGGACUGGCGAGACAACACUAUUCAAAAGGGGAGACAGGAUGACCAGUCUAGAGGAGGUUCCCUUUAAGAGCCCUCUGGGGCCACUACAGGAGCUGGGGCCCCUGGGAGGAGAGAUAGAGCUGGUUACGGCCCCAGAGUUCACCAUACCAGACCACCUCCAAAUACUACAAGACACUGAGUAUGAGUUCACCUUAGAGAACUGGGUGAUGUCUGCGCUCCAUGGAGGAUGCUACAGACCCUGGGAUGCCCCGCCCCCAUCCUGUCCUCCGUACUGGCUCAUGUUCUCCAGUCCCCAGGAGAGUCGCUCGGCCAGCAGGUGGAACAGUGAUCUGCGGGGCUCUGCCCUCCGACCAAGGAGCCACAGCCUAAGCUCUGUGGACACACGUCACCUUAACCACCACCCUCAACCCCACCCCCACCACCGCUGCCAGCAUAGCCACCGAAAAAUCAAGUUAAUGGUCUCCGACUCGGAAGACGAAGCUGGCUACUCAGAAGACGACGAGGGCUCCUCCACUGAAGAUAACGCCUCAGACUCAAAGACACAACGUGGAGCCUAUCACGUUGGCGAACGGCCUCGGUCGCAAAGCUCUGCACCAAAACACCCAUUAUCCAGAGUCAAAGACCACCAUCUUGGAUCUUCAGGCUCUUCCUUGGCUCAUCACCACUCUAACCAGCCUUCCACUGGUGGCGAACGGCCUCGGUCGCAAAGCUCUGCACCAAAACACCCAUUAUCCAGAGUCAAAGACCACCAUCUUGGAUCUUCAGGCUCUUCCUUGGCUCAUCACCACUCUAACCAGCCUUCCACUGGAGGUCGAGGCUACCAAGGUCGCAACAGGAGGGCCAACUCUUCCUCCGUCCUGGACAGCAGGAGGCAAGGGUCAUUCACCGGGCUCAAACAGGAGCAGGGGCGUACCAUCAGCCCACUUUGCCAUGGUCAGGCCAGCAGUCCCCAGUGCCAUGGUCAGGCUAGCAGUCCCCAGUGCCAUGGUCAGGCUAGCAGUCCCCAGUGCCAUGGUCAGGCUAGCAGUCCCCAGUGCCAUGGUCAGGCUAGCAGUCCCCAGUGCCAUAGCGAUCAGAGGCCCUGCAGGAAGGAUUUCAGAAGCCAGCAGCAGGUGUCAUCGUCCUCUGGCCUGGAAGAGUCUUUUGUGCGGGCCGGUAGCCCUCAGUGCCAUGGUCAGGCCAGCAGUCCCCAGUGCCAUGGUCAGGCCAGCAGUCCCCAGUGCCAUGGUCAGGCCAGCAGUCCCCAGUGCCAUGGUCAGGCUAGCAGUCCCCAGUGCCAUGGCGAUCAGAAGCACUAUAGCAGAAAGAGGCAGGGUUCUUUGUGGUCAACGGGAAGAAAAAACUCUGUGACCCCACAACGACCCUCUUCAGCUGGCCCUGAAAUCAAGAACAACAGGCAGACUACUCUGCGUCCGCGUAGCUCACACGGCAUUGGCUGUGACUCAUCUGCAGAGUUGCUGACGGCCCUAAGUCAGGAAGAGAGAGAGCUACUGGAGGCCAUCACUGAGCAGGGCUACCCUCUACACACUGCCAUCCUGGCUUUGCAGAAGACUGGCCACCGCAACCCACAACAGAUCCUGAGUUACCUGGUUGCCAGUGACCGUCUGUGUGCGCUGGGCUACGAAGAGGCUCAGGUGGAGGAGGCCAUGGAGAUGUUCCAGAACUGUGAGAGCAAGGCUGGUGAAUUCCUGCAGCUCCUGGCUCAGUUCAAUGAGAUGGGCUUCCAGCAGAGUGCCAUCAAAGAGGUUCUACUGGUCCACGAGAACCACAGGGAGAGGGCCCUGGAGGAUCUAAUGACACAGCACAACUAAUGGCUGUUCUACUGGUCCACGAGAACCACAGGGAGAGGGCCCUGGGGGAUCUCAUGACUGAUAUACAAGAGGUUCUACUGGUCCACGAGAACCACAGGGAGAGGGCCCUGGGGGAUCUCAUGACUGAUAUACAAGAGGUUCUACUGGUCCACGAGAACCACAGGGAGAGGGCCCUGGGGGAUCUCAUGACACAACGGAGGGCUCUAUUUAUUCCGUAAUCACAGAAAUGCUCAAAUUGAGGGCAAUGUUCCCACAUUCACAGUAAACGCUGCAGAUUGUCGGCUUAAUAGGAAAAUACAGUGAAAUAAUGCUUCAGUGAUACAGAUUAAAUAGAGCCCAUUAUACCGCUGAUAAAUGUGCAGCAAUAUAGUUACCUUUUAAUGGGUCAUGUUCAUUAGGGCACACUGUAGCAGAACAUUUUGAAACACAAAAUAAAAGUGUGUGGCAGUCCUUUUAUGAACACAGCCAUAGGGUUUU
Messenger RNA from Oncorhynchus keta (chum salmon), 2485 nucleotides. RefSeq names its product filaggrin-like. Gene Ontology annotation, cellular component: ESCRT I complex. The transcript has 8 exons. Lineage: Eukaryota; Metazoa; Chordata; Actinopteri; Salmoniformes; Salmonidae. The coding region runs from base 236 to 2008 and encodes 590 amino acids. Gene Ontology annotation, molecular function: ubiquitin binding. Gene Ontology annotation, biological process: ubiquitin-dependent protein catabolic process via the multivesicular body sorting pathway. The record is from RefSeq and is a predicted model, not a curated record.